GGUUCCAACACCUUCGCAGGAAGACUCUCGAGUAGACGUCGAAGGAGGAGCAGAAUAGUCCGCGCCACCCCCAUCACUGUCCCCAGCACCGCUGGCAGCAGUAACGAGGACAUGAGUACCGCGGAGGGCUCUGUCUCCCUGGGUGGUGUCAGCGACCAGCAUGGACCACAAUUGGAAUUGUCUCCGCAGUUCAAUCUCCUCAAGAGACCACUUGUUCACUCCGUCGGCGGAGAUGAGCCAGACACUGUGAGGAUACAACUCUGA
Molecule: messenger RNA, 264 nt
Organism: Dibothriocephalus latus
Lineage: Eukaryota; Metazoa; Platyhelminthes; Cestoda; Diphyllobothriidea; Diphyllobothriidae
Source: the annotation of a GenBank genome assembly